AUGUUCAUGAAUGAGGAAGACAGGAAGUACAAUGAGGUUGUUGCUUUAUUGCCCAAUACCUGUUUGGCUCAAGAUGUGGACAAUGAUACAAAGAAUCAAAAAGUUAUGACGAUAGAUGCAGCGACUGAGAACGCAGCACACGCUUCUGUGGUCGUAAAAAUCCCCUUUCUGCGCGAGCUCGAGUUAGCGCCCGUUAUGAUGUUCCCACAGCAGGUAUCUCGAGCUAUGGAGGUCCGCCAGUUUCUCUCAAGCGUCGAGUUCAUUGCUAUUCACGAUGUGAUUGAGCGCGAGGAUAAUGUCAUGUACUUUGUGCUGGACGUAUAUCGCUACCGUCAACAGAAGGGACUGCCGUCAACGCGUUGCAAUGUGUCAGCAGGGCAGUUAUUUCCACCGCACAAGCGUCCAGCAGAUCACGAACCGAAAAACAGAGACCCAGAUUACCAGAUUGAACAGCGUUACUCGAGCUUUGCAAGACUAUGCUCGAACGUUGUGCACAUUGCACGCAAGCACCAUCCUAGGUACAAAUCGUGCGCGUAUUGUGACGGUCUGCUCGAUUUCUUGCACAUGACGCCGUGCAAACCUAGUUUCAAAGUUAAGUAUACGACCACGACGAAAGAACGAAAAGAUAUUCUGAGCUCCUUUAUCAAUGAACUGGUGUUUGCGGCACGCGAGGACUACACAUCGUGUCAGCGAUCAUUACGUGGCUACCAUAUUAUCCCGGCACUCGUUCAGCGCUUUUUGUUGAAGCAAACUGGUGAAUCUUUUUUUUCUUGA
Peronospora belbahrii is the source of this 774-nucleotide messenger RNA. The record is from the annotation of a GenBank genome assembly. NCBI's taxonomy places the organism in Eukaryota, Oomycota, Peronosporomycetes, Peronosporales, Peronosporaceae.